UAAUGUGUGCCGUCUAGUUAAAAGCGCUAGAGGACGUGUUCUGUUUGUAGUUGUGUCUCGCUUGCACAAAAUAGGCUUCAAGCUGAAAGUGUGCGUUAGGAGCGUUUUCUCUGGAGAACUAUUUUGUUGGCGGUGAAAAAGUUGCGCGUUGCGGACGGAUCCCAGGUCACUCGCUGGUAACUUGCAGCGAACGCACUGGCGAACGUUUGUUUGCCUGUCAGCUCGAAAAGUGUACGUGAAUGCUGUGCUGAAUGCUUGAUGCCGUCGUCUGUGUCCCCUGAAGCCAUCUGCGGAGCUCCACCAGACACCUAAUCGCAGAAGAAAGAGGCAGCCCAGCUCGGGGUCGCGGCGACAGGACGGUGGCAUGGCUGCGGCCACCGCAGACGGGGGUGCGGUCAUCCGGCUCAGUGGCCACACCCUGGACAAGGCCACUAAGGCCAAGGUGCACCUGGAGAACUACUACUCCAACCUGGUCACCCAGCACCUGGAGCGCAAGGGCCGCCACGAGAGGCUCGAAGAGACCAUGCGCGAGGAAGGCCUCUCGGAGGAGCAGAAGAAAGAGAAGCGGAUGCAGCACUCGCUGAAAGAAACAGAGUUCCUGCGACUGAAGCGUUCGCGACUAGGUGUUGAAGACUUUGAGCCACUCAAGGUGAUUGGUCGGGGCGCAUUUGGUGAGGUCCGGUUGGUCCAGAAGCGCGACACGGGCCACGUCUAUGCCAUGAAGAUACUUCGCAAAGCUGAUAUGCUUGAAAAAGAACAGGUGGCCCAUGUUCGUGCUGAGCGCGAUGUGCUGGUGGAGGCUGACCACCAGUGGGUGGUGAAAAUGUACUACAGCUUCCAGGAUGCCAUCAACCUCUACCUCAUCAUGGAGUUCCUCCCGGGCGGGGACAUGAUGACCCUGCUGAUGAAGAAAGACACCCUGUCAGAAGAGUGCACGCAAUUCUACAUAGCCGAGACAGCGCUGGCCAUCGACUCCAUCCACAAGCUGGGCUUCAUCCACCGAGACAUCAAACCAGACAACUUGCUGCUGGAUGCCAGGGGGCACAUCAAGCUCUCGGACUUUGGCCUGUGUACGGGUCUCAAGAAGUCCCACCGAACAGAAUUCUAUCGGGAUCUGUCGCAGGCUAAGCCAUCGGAUUUCGCAUCGAACCCAAUGGACUCCAAACGGAGAGCUGAGAGCUGGAAGAAGAACCGACGCCAACUGGCAUACUCUACAGUGGGCACACCCGACUACAUUGCACCCGAGGUGUUCCUGCAGACAGGCUACAGCAGUUCCUGCGAUUGGUGGUCCUUGGGUGUCAUCAUGUACGAGAUGCUCAUUGGCUAUCCACCCUUCUGCUCGGAGACCCCCCAGGAGACGUACCGCAAGGUGAUGUCGUGGCGCGAGACGCUGGUCUUUCCGGCCGAAGUGCCUAUUUCAGAGGAUGCCCGGGCGCUGAUCCAGGGCUUCUGCUCGGAGGCAGAGCGCCGUGUUGGUGCCCACGGCGGCUUGGCGCAGAUACAGGCGCAGGCCUUUUUCCGUGGUGUUGACUGGGAGCACAUCCGCGAGCGGCCUGCAGCCAUUCCCAUGGAGGUCAAGAGUAUCGACGACACCUCAAACUUCGACGAGUUCCCCGACGUUGACCUCAAGAUCCCCUGUGCCCCGCCUGUGACCCCGAGCAAGGAGCACACGGAGGCCGGCUACAAGGAUUGGGUCUUCAUCAACUACACCUUCAAGCGCUUCGAAGGACUCACACAGCGGGGCGUCAAGCCUCCCAAGAAGUGCUGACUGGGAGGGCAGCAGAUUGAGCAAAGUGCGUGCAGACAGUUGGCGGUGCUUCGCUGGCACGUUUCUUGCCACUGGUGAUACCUGAAGAAUUGCGACACAGACAGUGUGUGCCAUCCCCAUGAGAAGGCACUGAGAGUGUGCCCGUAUGCGUGUGUGUGUCUGGUCUUGGAAGGUAUUGAGAGAAGACGUGUUGAGGCUUUCAACCAUGAAGGCUGAAGAGAGUAAGAUGUUUAGUUAGGGACAGUGAGACACUGGAAAGGAAAUGCCUGGACACAGUGGCUGUCAUUCAUUCUGGCAUGGUACAUGAUCUCUUGACUUGGCUGGAUUGUAGAACAUAGUCCUCAUUUUAAGCAAACCUGUUGAGUGCUGACUUGGCCAGUAGUUUUUGAAGAGAGUUGUUAUGGUGACCAGUGGGUUCACCUCUACUCAACCUGCGCUUGUUGCUGGCAGUUGUUGGGCAGGAGUAGUGUGAGCGAGGCACAUGGCCAUGUUCAUUUGCCUGUUGUGCAGUGCAAUAAAACGCUGGCAGCAAACAUGCUUUACAGCAAUACACUUGCUAUGCUGGACCACCUAAUGUGUAACUACUUGAAAGGCAAGAUUACAUAUGAAAAGAAAAAAAAAUAAAGAAUGGAUGCCAAGUUGUACACUAGUGCCCUCUCUGUUUGUAACCUUGUGCCACGUCUUUCAAGCUGCUUGUGAGGCACCGGCAGGCUGGUUGGUUGCAUAUGAUUUAUUAGAUAGCAGUUCUAAUUUAAGAGACAGAUGCAAAUAAAGUUGUAUACUAUGCAGCUGCUGCGUUGUUCAUUGUAGGUAUCCUAGCAGACCAUUUGGUGAAACAGCAGGCUACUAGACAAAGGACAAGAGUGCACAGGACAUGUGCUGAAUUUACAAUUGAAGUUCAUUUGAAAAACCUAUGAGAGAUAUGCAUGAUAGUAACAUGUGGUAGGCAAUGCACGGUCCAGUAGCAUAGACGUUGGUGGCAACAACCAUCUAACUACUUUGUCAAACAGUGCCAAGGGGUGGGAUGACUGACACAGCCUUUGCCCCUCCUUCCAAUAUCGAAGCCUUCAACCACUUGACGUGUAGUCCGAUCCUUGUGUGCAGUCCGAUCCUUGUGUGCAAUAAAGCUUUGGGGACAGCAAACUUUGCAUAACCCUAUUCUCAACAACAGUUUGUCAAGCAUUAGUCUGCAUCACUUCUUACAUUGCCUCGAGGUUUUCAAGCAUGCAAAGUCCUGCAACCUUCACCGACAAACUCUUAAGGCACACUGAAAUCCAGUUCCUUGAUUGUAAAACUAAAAUGUCCGGCAGAGCACAUUUGUUGAAGCUAUGCGCCCAGAUCAAUCUGUUUGGCCUUGAGUGUGGCCAUUUGUAAAUUGUUGGGAAAGCCACUCUCGCCAAAUCUUGCCUCCGCAGCAUCAAGAGGCGAUUCUUCUCCCACAUUAAAAGACUCGAGGCAGCCCAUGGAUUAUCCACCAUUGGUUGUCGAGGUCUUACGAUAGUGUUGCGUGUUGCAGAACUGACCGCAAUUAAGCCCAGUCAUGGUCAACCGUGAUUUGCUCCCUUCUGCAGCUUUUGUAAGGGAGCCAGUUGCAGCUGUGAAUUUGUUUGGUAUGAAGCCCACUUGCGAUCGAAAGUGACCGUUUGACACUCGUAUUAUUUACACACGAGAAUGGGACAUCACGUGAGGUGGUUGAAGCCUUUUGUAUCACAAAGAAGAGUAAAAAUUGGGCUGAUAAACCCGGCUCUGUGGGAUGAAAGAAUGACUUAUGUAGGCUUGAAUUAAUGGGUGGUUGCUACGUAAGUCUGCUCGUCUAUACGACUCUGCAUCGCCCACAGUGUGGUGUUAGUGUCAUGUAUAACUGUAAACUUCACUUGUGAGUGUAGGGCAUCUCCCCUCCUUCAUCCAGUGACGCGCUCUUUUGUCAAAAUGAACCCACUUGCCCAAAUCUUGACAUUUAUUAUAGGCGUUGUGCAGCCCAGUUAAAAUUUGUGGCUUUGCACUCACCUGGUAUGAGAAUGCUUGCUGGCCCAUUUGCGAGUGUAGUAGGAUAUUGUAGAUUGAAAGAUGACACAUAAUCAUCAUUGUGUGCUGCCAGCAUUUUAGUUAACAGCUGUGUUUGCAAAUUGUCAAUAUCAUUGUAUGCAGCAGCAUUUCUUACUCCUUUUUUUUUGGUGGAGUUAGUUUCUGCCAGGUAUCGUUUGAGUCAUAUUAGUGAGCAACAUCUAAUGAACCAAUAUGUUCUUACCUCAUAUUUCUUGUGCAAGUUUUGGAUUGAAGUGAGAUGUAAACAUCUGCAUCGACUUGACUAAGGAUAGUCAAGGACGUUCCACGUGGUUAGGAAGCAGACAGAAGAGUAUGUUAUCUUGUUUUGGGGGAAGCUACUAGGAAAAAGAUUUCCUUAAGUACGUAGCCAUUAACACUGAAAUUUUCGGCAUCUACUAUAUAUGGCUUUUUAGGCUGAUUUCAAAUAUCUGCUCUAUUUGAUAUUCGGUUGCAUAGUUUUCAUUCUCCAUCAUGACAAUGUGUGAAAUGUAGCUCUUUUUAGACCCACUUUUUUUCUCUCUAAUGUACCGUACUAAUUAGAAGCCACUAAUGCCUAAUAAAUUCCUGAACGGUAACUGUGAAAUGAUGAAAAGUUUCUAGGAAGUGUGUACAAAAUGUUUUAAUUAAUGGGAUAAGUUAAAUCUAAAAAGUCUUAAAUUGUUGAGAUGCUAAUGAUUGCUUACUUGAAAUUUAUAAUAAUCAUCCUAAUCAUAUAUGAGCUGUCAAAACCUAAUGAAAGUUACUGCACUCUUAAAGUGUUAAGAAAUAUGUGUGGAACAUUUCAUGCACAUUCAACUAUCGAAUGUCGCAAAGAAAUGGUGUCCAAACUCAAGAAGUUGCCAAAAACUGCAAUUUAAAGUGGAAGCUUGUCUAUGCGGCAAAGAUAUGCUGUUUAAAAUUAUUUCUUCUUUUGUGAGAUUUAUAGUUAUAUUGAGCAUGUGGCUUUAGGGAACAAUGACAUGCAGUUAUGCAGUGUUAAGUGGGGGACUGUAAACAACGCUCUCGAUGUAGUUUUUAAGUUAUUCUUUACUUUAACCAAUUCACAUUUUAAAUACAAUCUUGGUAGUAUUCAUGAAUCUAGAGAAACUCAACUUGACAAAACAAUGACAUGCAGGAAACUUGUAAUUUCUGGAAAACUUGCGUUUGCUUUAGUAGAAUAUUUGUUUAGGGAAAUUAUGCACCGAAGCACUUUUAAUUUCGCUUGUAAGUGUCUGGGGAAAAUGUGACAGGUUAGACUAAAAACUACUCUGGCGCUUACUCAAAACAAUAUCCAUCAUACUUUUUAAGGCAUCAGCAUCAGUGCAUCUAAGUUGUAGCACCGUGCUAAGCUUUUAUCCAAUGGUGCCAUUAUCACUGCACGCAGAGGAGUGUGCACUGCUACGUAAUCACAGCGCUUCUGUCAACGUCACGUUUGCGGCCGUUUGUAUACAGUCUCUUUGGAAAGGGCCAGAGUGAAGUUAGGCCUGUGUUUCAGACAAGCAUACUUGUCAACUUGGAAAAACUACUCUUAGCAGUCAUUAUUGAUUCACAUGAUCUCGACUGUCUCAUCAUUAUUAGCACCAUGCAUUUGUGGCACUGCAAAUAAGGGGUUACAAGUCAUAAGCAAGCACGCUUUUAUUUUUUCCUUCUCAGACUCAAGCCAAAGUGUGUUUUAGGUUGGUGUGGUGGUUCAGUAGAUGUUGCUGGAAGCAUGUUGUCAAGUUUUCUUGGUUUGACAUUGCCAGGGCAAGAAGCGCUUGCUGUGUGCCGUACCAUUUAAAAUGUGGUCCUCUCGCUGAGUACACUUCUUGAUGAAUUGGUCAUUCACGUCUUCAUGAAGCUCUAAUGCAUGCAGUGAAGCCCAGUCACAUAAUGGGGAGUUUUAGAUUUAGCUUAUUGUGCAAAAUACAGUAGCCACUGGGUGCACGAAAGAACCAAAGUGCUUAUGAGGUUGUAGGCUGCAUAGUGUCUUUGUGUUAUGGUAGAACCUAAAGCUUCCUACUGUACUAUAUAAUGAAUGGUUCCAGUAUGUAUGCAAAACAGGCAGUUCGCUUUGAAAACAACACAAGCGUCACUCCACGAAUCUCUCUGUAAUGGACUGGGCAGGAUUUUGUUCCACAGCCAUCUCUUCUCGUGCAGUAUUCCUUUUUUUUUUUUUUAACACCGGGUUGUGUGGGGCAGAUGAUGAGGGAACCAAUAGAACCAAGCUACAGAAAAUUUUCCCCGAUUUAUUCAUAUGCUGCAUUUCUGUGUGAAAUAGUUAAAAAAAGCUGUGAAAAACAAGAGACCAGACAAAGUACACAUACAGCGCUCUGUAUGUGUACUUCUUUGUCUGGUCUCUCGUUUUUCGCGCUGUUUCUUUUCCACUAUGUCUUACCAACAUGCCCAAGCAACCACUUUAGCCACUUUUUCUGUGUGAAGUUGUAUUAAACUGCAUCGCGAUGAUGGUUUUGCAUUUCGUCGCACGUACAGCUUGCAAGCGUAAGUAGGCAGUGUGUCUAGCUUGCCCAACGUUGCCUACAUAGUGCGAGAUGUGAUAGUAUUUCGCAAACAAUACAAGCUGCUUCUUCUCUAGAACUGUUUGAUCUUGGGUUCCACAAAAUGGAAUUGAGGCAAGCUUGGUGUGGUUGCAUUUUUUAUUCAGCAGCUUCGGAGCAAUGCCAUUUGUUUAGUAUCACUAUGGGCACAGAAGUACAGUGCUGGUCUUGGCAAUGUUUGUUUGUCUAAUGUUUAAGCCUGCAAUGCUUGCAACUUUUCAUGCUUGUACUUUGGCUGUGUUAACCUUAUGCAGUGCAUUUCUGUUAAGUGGCCCCUAGGUCUUUGCAAAAGAUAGAUUCUGCUAAGCAUUGACACUACUAUUUGCAGUGAGCCAAAGAAAAAAAUGAACGUGCAGAUAGUCUUUGUAAAGCACAGUGCAAACAAACAAACAGGCCUCGUUUGAAAUCUUUAUUGUGUCUGAAUGCUGAUUUCCCGACAUCAGUGCAAGUUUCCCCAACUGUCCUGGUGCUGCACUGGCAAUUGAAUGGCAUUCUUAAAUAACUCUUAAUUGUGUCAUCUCUCUUAACGCUCCUAGCUGCUCUGUCACUACAGAAUGGCUUUUGCUCGAAUUGAUUACUGUGCAGGUGGCCUCAUUUGAGGUGCUUGCUGGGCACUUUCUGAAUGGUGCAUAGGAGUGCCAGUUUCUGCACACAACUUUGGUAAAUAGUUUCCUCUUUUUGUGCAAUCAAAGUGUACGUACAUACAUACAUACAAAGUGCAAUUUCAGGAGCGUAAUUGCAUGCAUCGCUUGUCUCCUCCAGCCAGAGUAAAUUGGGAGUAUUUAUAGUGAUCGCAAACCAAAGUAAAAGCCUCUGCAGACACCUUUGUCCACAACACGGCACAACUGCACUUGCAGAUGUGAAAUUAAUGUCUUGUCUCAGGACCUUGCAGUAAACUGGGUCACGAAAACAUGUAGCUGUUAGUUUUUCUGCAGUGCAAUAGGAAUGAGAAACAUUCUGAGACAUGCGAACGACACAAUACCGGGCUGACAGUCAACCGAAAUUUUUAUUCAAAUAAUGUGUUCUUAUAAAGAAGGACUCACUUCAAUGUGACAUAUGUGCUUGCAGAAAUUAAAUAUGAAAAAGUUGAGCGAGCGUUCAAACAUGCACGUAUGUCAUGAGCAGAAGUUUUUGAGUUGCACAUGUCUUAAACAAAGUUUCAAUCGGCAGGUGGCGCUGUGUCUUGUUGUGUGUGUAGCUGAGCUUUACCCUCAUCGUUUGUCGUUCUGCAAGAAAAUGGACCAGUGUCAACUAAUUAGCCCGCUUCACUGUGCUGCACUUUGGGCAACAGCAGUUGUGUACAUAACAGGCACUCUCAUUCAUGCAUACUUUGGCACCUGCAAACGCUCUUUGCAAGCCCAUUCAAAAGGCAGGCCUUCAAGUUCUGGCCAAAAAUAAUUGGUAGUAGGCAGCUGUUUUCAUGUACAACACCCCGGCUAUUGUCAAAUAUUCCUUCGUUUAACCAAAGUUUAGGACUGUUGAAGACUGUCACUCUACCUGUAAAAAAGCUGUAUAUAUUUUCUUUUGUAGCCCUACUGUAAAAAUUGUGUUUGUAGUCAACACAUGUGUUUUUUUCCGUGUGGUAAAAUUAUUUAUUGAUUGUUGUGUGACUCCUUUAUAUGAAUCUUUUUUUUUUCCUCUGAGACUGUGCAUUACGUUUAGGUAUACCUAUAUACAUAUAUAUUUUUGUUUCAGUUUUCUUCAAUGCUGUCUCGUCUUUCUCCCUAAUGAGCAAUACAGUACAGUACUGCACAGUAAGCUUGGCUCCCAUCUUACCCUGGGGGCAUUGCAGAGACACAGAAAUUGAUGACCUUUCGACUUUGAAUUGGCAACAGCACUUUUUCAUAAUUCCUGUCCUGUCGAAAGGUGCGAGACCUCUGGGGCCUCUAGAAAAAAUGCAGAGGUACUCUCUCAUUGCAAAGUGUUAAUUCAGUGCAGUGAGCUUCUGCAGCACAUGUGUAGUGUUUCAUGCUACUAGUACAUGUAUUUCAUAUGCGUGUAAGUAUCUCACAGAGAGCGGACCGUGCAGUACUUGCUGCAUUGGUUUUCGCAAACCUCUAGGAGAACUUAGCUGAGCAGCCUCAAUGAUGUACAUUUUUCCUUUGGCCGAGUUGUACCAGUCUUAGCGCGUUCGAGCAUUGCCAGCUGUUUCCCAUGGCUAAGUUUUAAUUGCACUCAUGUUUUUGGUGUUAUGAAUUUUCACGUAGCACAUCGACUGUUACACUUGCUGCUCAUUUUUAAACUGCAAUAUAUAAAACCUCUCUUGCUUCCUUCUUUUUUUUUGUUCUCUCUUAGCUUUUUGUACAGCACUCCACUGUCUUGAAGGGUAUUGUUUUUCUGGUACAUCCUUUCAUCCAAACCUGCAGUUUGUGCAACUGGUUUGCUGGAGUACCAUGUUUUUUUUUUUUUUCAGCUGCUAAGAUUGCAACUUUUUGUUAUUUUUUUUUCUCUGUAUUGCUGGUUGUCUUGAAGCCAACAGGAACAGCUGAUUUUUAAAAAAUCAUUGUAACCGCAACGCCUCAUUGUGGUCUAGGAUGAAAAAAUAAAAUAAAUAUACUACAGACAAUAAAGAUGAUUAUUGAAAUGCAUA
Molecule: messenger RNA, 8920 nt
Organism: Rhipicephalus microplus (southern cattle tick)
Lineage: Eukaryota; Metazoa; Arthropoda; Arachnida; Ixodida; Ixodidae
Gene: trc
Product: Serine/threonine-protein kinase tricornered
Biological process (GO): protein phosphorylation
Molecular function (GO): protein serine/threonine kinase activity; ATP binding
Source: RefSeq, a predicted model, not a curated record